GGAGGCAAUGCAUGGUAGAAGCUCUAGCAAUGAAGUAGAAGUCCGAGAUGACGAGCGCAUUGAGGACGAUUUGAGAAUGCUGGAACUUCGACUUCGGCAGUGGCAGCGGCAAAGGCAGCAUUUAAAUGAAGAUUCGAAACCCCUAUCUGUGCUACUGGUUAUCAGUGACUUCGACAGGAAAAUGCAACUUGACAAAGAGCAGCACAUUUUCACCAAGCAUGAGCGUCAGACGUUGAAGAACAAACACACUUUAAUGUUGUCAUCAGUAGACUCCCUAUGGGAUAAGUGGGGCUCUAGAGGAGAGCGAGUGUUGGAUGAUAAAAUAUUUACAUCAUGGGAUGGUGACAGGCUUCAUAGUGUGGUGACAGAUCUCUCCUGUAGGCUAGCGCAUGCCUACAUCUCAUCUAAUCCUUCUAAUGCUGCCUAAAGCAUCGUUGUGACAUUCUUUUGUGGUUCGAAGGUUCGCAAAAACUCGAUGAUUUUAUGUUUUUUCUUCCCUGGCUGUGUCCUCCAUCUUGUCGUUAUACGUGUACCUGAUACUGUCUGCUGCUGGUCACAGAGUGAUGUCGAUCGUACUCCUACUGAGUGGAGCUCUUCAUCACCUGUUGACUACGUGGUGGUAGUAUCAAUGAACUGAUGAUGAUUUGAUACUAUUACCGUCCUACUACUACUUCCGUCCAAAGUACUGGGUACAUUGCUUGUUCCUAUGCUCGUUGUGGCAUAUAAGUCAAAUUGUCAUGUUGUUGUUGUUAUGGUGUGUCUAUGUAG
Molecule: messenger RNA, 768 nt
Organism: Perkinsus marinus ATCC 50983
Lineage: Eukaryota; Perkinsozoa; Perkinsida; Perkinsidae
Exons: 2
Source: RefSeq, a predicted model, not a curated record